AUGAGAGGAAAGAAUAGAAUUUGUCACGAAUUCGCGUUGCUAGUCGCUUGCCUAGUUGUUGCGCUGUUCGAUCGAGCGCAGAGCAGAAACGAGUACACGAGAUUAUUCGACAAAUGCGCGGCGGAGAAGAACGCGUUCGAUUGCUUGAAAAGGAGAGCGUUGGAGAUCCUGGAUUCGGCGAUCAAGGACGACACGGUGUACGUGUUGAACGAGUACGUGUCGAUCGGCAGGGAUCCCUCGGCCGCUGCAAAGAGCGUCGACAGAUCGUUCAAGGAAAAUGGGACCGAGCUUAGCCUGGAUCAGAUGCUGGAUAACAAGUUUCACGAAUAUAUUUCUUCCAGGAACGUGAAACUGACUAUUCCUGGGGACGCGUUUCAAGGUCGAAAGAAAAAGGACAAGGGAUACGGUGCGCUGAUAAUGGGUGCAAUGGCAGUGGGAGCCAUGAUGGCGCAACUGGCCUACGGUAAAAUCGCCUUUAUCGCUGGAACUGCCUUGCUCACGGCCAAAAUAGCCUUGGUUUUGAGCGCAAUAAUCGGGUUGAAGAAGCUGGUGUCCAGCCAGGGCGGGGGUGGGCACGAGGUUAUUUAUGCUACAGGCUCCGAACACCAUGGAAAUUAUGGCGGGGGAUACGGAGGUGGCUGGCAAAGAGCUAUGGAGGGCGUUCCUACAACUUGA
Apis laboriosa (Himalayan honeybee) is the source of this 675-nucleotide messenger RNA. RefSeq lists its product as uncharacterized. The transcript is spliced from 3 exons. Bases 1 to 675 code for a protein of 224 amino acids. Lineage: Eukaryota; Metazoa; Arthropoda; Insecta; Hymenoptera; Apidae. The record is from RefSeq and is a predicted model, not a curated record.